GGCCACCCCUCUCGCCGGUCCGCCCUCCCGGGGCCGGGACUGCCACUCUCCAGCCAGAGGGACAGUGCAAGACCUCUGAUCAUUAGAUCCCCUGCCUCUCCAUUGAACAAUCAAGGUAUUCCUACUCCAGCACAGCUCUCAAAAUCCAAUGCACCCGUCCACAUUGAUGUGGCUGGUCACAUGUAUACCAGCAGCGUGGCCACACUCACCAAAUACCCUGAAUCAAGAAUUGGAAGACUUUUUGAUGGCACGGAGCCAAUUGUUUUGGACAGUCUCAAACAGCAUCAUUUCAUUGACAGAGAUGGACAGAUAUUCAAAUAUAUACUAAAUUUUCUACGAACAUGAAAACUACUCAUUCCGGAUGAUUUUAAGGACUACACUUUGUUAUAUGAAGAGGCAAAGUGCUUUCAGCUUCAACCCAUGUUAAUGGAGAUGGAAAGAUGGAAACAGGAUUGGGAAAAUGGUCGCUUUUCUAGACCCUGUGAAUGCUUAGUGGUACGAGCUGCCCCACAUCUCAGAGAGAGGAUUACACUCAGUGGUGAUAAAUCUUUGAUAGAAGAGGUGUUGCUAGAAAUUGGAGAUGUGAUGUGUAAUUCGGUCAACUCAGGUUGGAAUUACGGCUCAACCCACGCCAUCAGAUUUCCACUGAAUGGAUAUUGUCACCUCAACUCAGUUCAGGUGCUUGAGAGGUUGCAGCAAAGAGGCUUUGAAAUUGUGGGCUCCUGUGGAGGAGGGGUAGACUCUUCCCAAUUCAGUGAAUGCGUACUCAGAGGAGAACUCACCCGCACCCUACUUCAUUUGAAUAAGCAGGAGAGUCUGGAUUGACCAGACAUGUUUCUUAUGGAAAAAAACAAAAACAAAAAAACAAAAGGGACAUUCAUGUGCAGUUGGGACACCAAACCAAGUCCUGGAAUGAAAAUCGAAUAAAGACACAUUUACAUCAAAUAAAGACCAUACCUGUAUUCAUAUGGGAACAAUUGGAAUAGUAAUAAUAACC
Messenger RNA from Phascolarctos cinereus (koala), 997 nucleotides. Its product is annotated as BTB/POZ domain-containing protein KCTD1-like. Gene Ontology annotation, cellular component: nucleus. Lineage: Eukaryota; Metazoa; Chordata; Mammalia; Diprotodontia; Phascolarctidae. The record is from RefSeq and is a predicted model, not a curated record. Gene Ontology annotation, molecular function: transcription factor binding; transcription corepressor activity. Gene Ontology annotation, biological process: negative regulation of DNA-templated transcription; protein homooligomerization.